AUGUCUGGCGCUCGGAGACGGGGCGCGGGCCACUCCCUGGCGGGCUUCAGGCGGGGCGCUGGGCAGGAUGAGGCCGACGCGGCCGCCAUCCCCCAGGGCUUGCUUCGGGCGGCUAGGAAGAGCGGCCAAUUAAACCUGUCCGGCCGGGAGUUGACCGAAGUACCUCUACAUGUUUGGCGAAUAAAUUUGGAUACUCCAGAAGAGGCCCACCAAAAUGUAUCUUUCAGUGCUGCCGAUCGCUGGUGGGAGCAAACUGAUCUCAACAAACUGAUUUUAUCUUCUAACAAACUGCAGUGUCUUUCUGAUGAUGUCAAACUCUUACCCGCCCUCACUGUGCUUGAUGUGCAUGAUAAUCAACUCACGUCUCUCCCUGCUGCUGUAGGAUCACUAGAAAAUCUUCAGAAACUUAAUGUGAGUCAUAAUAAACUGAAAAAGAUACCAGAAGAACUUACUCAGCUAAAACACUUGAAGAGUCUGCUUCUGCAGCACAAUGAAUUGUAUCACUUGCCUGAUGAAUUUGGACAGCUUGUCAGUUUGGAAGAGUUGGAUAUCUCUAAUAACCACAUCCCUGGUAUCCCAACAAGUUUUGCUUUCCUUAUAAACUUGGUGCGUCUCAAUUUAGCUUCUAAUCAAUUAAGGAAUCUACCCACAGAAAUCAGUGCAAUGAAAAGUUUAAAACAGCUUGAUUGCACUAAGAACUUCCUGGAAACUAUACCUCCUGAACUGGGCAGUAUGGUUUCAUUAGAACAACUUUAUCUAAGGAGAAAUAAGUUGUGCUACCUGCCAGAUUUUCAUUCAUGUACAUAUUUAAAGGUAGGAUUUGUUUUCUUUAGCAGAUAA
Messenger RNA from Protobothrops mucrosquamatus (brown spotted pit viper), 840 nucleotides. RefSeq names its product leucine-rich repeat-containing protein 40-like. The record is from RefSeq and is a predicted model, not a curated record. Bases 1 to 840 code for a protein of 279 amino acids. Gene Ontology annotation, molecular function: protein binding. Lineage: Eukaryota; Metazoa; Chordata; Lepidosauria; Squamata; Viperidae. The transcript has 6 exons.